This is a messenger RNA of Drosophila kikkawai, 1598 nucleotides long. Lineage: Eukaryota; Metazoa; Arthropoda; Insecta; Diptera; Drosophilidae. The record is from RefSeq and is a predicted model, not a curated record.
AUUUGAUUUGGUCUAAUAAACACAGCAGCCGAGUGCCAGUCGAGGAUAUAGCAACACCGAGGAUUACUGUGAGAUAGUGUGAGAGCCAGUGCUAAAGUGAGUGCGUUGUGAGAACCGUGAACCCAGCAUCCGUGCAGCAUCUACCCUAGUUACGUUGCCCAUACGCACCGUUGACCCAGCCAUGAAAGCCUUCAUCCUGAUGUCCUGCCUGGCGCUAGCCGCCGCCCGUCCCGAAGCGGGCUACAACUACAAUCGUCCCGGAGGCGGCGGCGGCUCCGGAGGCGGCUCCCAUGGAGGUGGCAUCGGAGGCGGCUUCGGCGGCAGCUCCGGUGGCGGAUUCGGUGGAAGUUUUGGUGGCAGCAGUGGAGGUGGCUUCAGUAGCGGAGGAGGCGGUGGCUUCGGAGGAGGCGGCGGCGGCGGUUUCGGAGGUGGAUCCGGCGGUGGUUUCGGAGGCGGCUCCGGCGGUGGCUUUGGAGGCGGAUCCGGCGGAGGCUUUGGAGGUGUGUAAUUUCCAGGAUGUAGGGUUCUUCAAGAAAUUAUUAAACAAAAUAUCUAAUAACUCUUAGGUGGUAGCAUUGGUGGCUUCGGAGGCGGCGGCGGUGGUGGCACCACUUUGGUGCAGAAGCACAUCUACGUGCACGUCCCACCACCAGAGCAGGAGGAAGUGCGUCAGCGCCCUAAUCUGCCUGUGGGUCAGGCCCAGAAGCACUACAAGAUCAUCUUCAUCAAGGCCCCAUCGCCACCCUCGUACCAGGCUCCGGUCAUUCCCGUGCAGCCCCAGAACGAGGAGAAGACCCUGGUCUAUGUGUUGGUGAAGAAGCCCGAGGACCAGCAGGAUAUCGUCAUCCCCACGGCCGCGCCCACACAGCCCUCGAAGCCGGAGGUGUACUUCAUCAAGUACAAGACCCAGAAGGAGUCGGGCGGCGGCAUUUCGGGUGGCAUCUCGGGCGGUCUCUCUGCCAGCAGCGGCGGAUUCACCCAGACCAACACCGGCGGCGGCUACACAUCGGGCGGCGACUCCGGCUUCACCGGCGGCGACAGCGGCUCCAUCUCGGCCCCGUCCAGCAACUACGGCCCGCCCGGCAAGUCCGGACCGUACUAACUCGCCCACUCACCCCCUGCGAACUUCGAACUCGGCCCAAGCUGCUGACUAGUCCUGAAAGCUGACACGCCCCCAGUUUCCGCUCGGAAAGCACCAUCAUCCAUGCAUCCCAUUAACCAUCACUACGAUCUUUAACCAUUGUCCUGGGAACCCUCUCAGUCUCGAAGGGGGCGGCGCUUUCGCCCACCACUUUUGUACAUAAUACGUUUCCCCCCACGACUCACUCUCUGCUGCCCCCACUCAUCUGUACAUUUUCACCGAUUUUCACUCCACAUUGCCUACUUUCCUGCCCCGGAAGAAGACGAACUCUAUUAGCGAAUAGGCGACGGGCGGCGGGUUCCUCGGCUGGGAACUCCGCCCGGCGCCCGGAAGAGCGACGACGACGAUGAUAUGUAGCAGAUGAUUUAGCGGGGCUUGACACAAUGCUCCAUACAUAUAAAUAUAUAUAUUUUAAUUAUACUAGGAAUAAGUACUUUAUGCACAAUAAAAAAAAACA